AUGGCAGAGUCAAGCAAUAUACGGGAAAAAGGUGACAUAUAUAAUUGUUAUUUUAAUUCGAAUAGAAAUGAAGCAGUGUUGAAUACAUCAUCUUCACAAAUCAUAGGCAUGCAUACUGUCGAACAUUCACUUGAUAAUGGUUUUAAUAUUGUAGCACCAUCAUCCCAAAUCUAUGUCAAUGCAUCUAGUAAUACAAAUGGUUCUAUCUCACCAACUGAACAUUCUUUCAAACAACUAGCAGAAUUAUUGCAGGAUCUCUAUCGAAGACUAGAACAAAAAGUUGGAAUAAUUGAGGCUAGUCAGCUAUCAGAAUCAAAUCCUUUAACACAUAGUGGCAAUCAACAAUAUAUUCAGUUCGUAUCAGAGGAAAAUAUGGAUGAGCCAAUAUUAAGUGUCGACGAAACGUUAGGAAAUCAUUUGAGUCAACAAACAUCUUCAACAGCAGUGACUCGAAACACUAAUGAUGAAAGUGUACUGACUAACAAUAUAGACAGUGAUUUGACAUCCUUACCAUCUGGUUCAAACUCCACUUCUAUGAGCUCUAAUCAAAUUCCAUUGGGAUCUGCAAUAAUAAAUUGUUCAAAUUCUUCUCAUCGUUCAUUGGAUCAUUCGAAUGAAGAAAGCAAAGCGAAAGUUGAUCGCGCUCAAUCGUGUCUUGAAGUAACCCCCAGAGUUCGAGAACCAACAUCACUUGAUCUUGCUGUGCUUGAUCCUGGUGAAACUGAUAAAGAAAGACAACCGGAAUCUAGAAAGCAAUCAAAGAGAAAAAGAAAAACUUCAAUUCCAUCUGAGAAAAUAAUUGAGGUUUGCUGCAGCCAAGUAAGUAUAGCAAAUUUUAAUCCAAUCAAAAGUGAUCAAGCGGAACUUUAUUCAAUGGCUCUACUUCAUCCACUUAAACAAAAUAUUACCGGAAAAGCAGAUAGAACAGAAAAAUUGCUGGACGUUUUAGACAGGGAUCCAGUUUUGUACCUUUGGGGUAUUAAUUUAUCGAACUUCAACAGAAUGGAAAUGGUCAUGGUGUCGGAAUCCUGCAAAGGAAAGUUUUUCAGUAUCUACCAACCAGCAUACAAUAAAGGAAAUCAUGACGAUAUGUUAUCUUUUCCAAUCAAACUCUGCCAUGAUCAGCCUAAUCUCCUCAGGCUGGAAAAUGUUUCAAUGCGAAAACGUCCUGACUACGAUAUGAAAAAUCAAGUAUCUGUUAGCCGUAUGCAAAGUGAAAAGACGUACAUCCUUAAAAGUUAUCCAUCCGGCGAGCCAGUAAAUACUAAAAUAUCUGCGCAACAAGAAUUCAACAAGACAUACAACCUUACACGUAUACAACCUGUAUUUCGCUUAGUUCCUGAACAUUUACAAACACAACAACCAUUCGAAUUCUAUGCAAACUUACUUUAUAGACUAUCAAAGAGCGAAGAAAUUGAUUGCAAAUUGAAUGUUACGAUGCUGAAUUUUUCUGGGUCUGACGUACCAUUUAAUGAUAACAGACAUCAGAUCAUAUUAUCUAUAGAGAUUCCUGAAAUGUUUCACUGCACAAUUAAAACUGGUUUUAAAUGGUUGAGAGUAUCAAUAACUAUCGAUGAUAAAAUACAUCCUUUUUAUUCUAUUGACUUCAGCGACGGUGAUAGCAAGAAUCCUGUUUACUUUAACAUCAGAGACAAAUCGUUCAAGAUACAGUUAAACAUCGUACCACAAGCAUUAUCUCAUAGUCAACCUGAAACGCAAAAGCCAUCAAGCAACGGUUGCAAUUUCUUUAAAAUAAAAAUUCAAUUGGUACAUAGUGAAAAUUGCAACGAUUUCUCAACUCUAUUAUUUUACAAAUGUUGCCCAGCGUGGCGUAGCGAACUCCAUACAAUAAAUACCAUAUGCCCAAGCAGCGGUGAACAACUGCCAAUCUUAGAAAGUCAACCAACAGGACAAAAACGAAUAAAUGACACUGUGAAUGAUUUAUGUGAUUAUGAUCUUGGACUACCAGUCGUCAAAGCCCCGAGAAUACAUUGA
Molecule: messenger RNA, 1995 nt
Organism: Rotaria socialis
Lineage: Eukaryota; Metazoa; Rotifera; Eurotatoria; Philodinida; Philodinidae
Source: the annotation of a GenBank genome assembly